AUGAUUGAUGGGAUUGCAAAGAAUGGACAACUACAUGAAGCUGUAGCUUAUUUCUGUAUUGAGAAAGCUAAUGAUGUUAUGUACACCGUGCUUAUUGAUGCUUUGUGCAAAGAAGGAGACUUUAUAGAAGUUGAGAGAUUGUUUAGCAAAAUUUCAGAGGCUGGACUUGUUCCGGAUAAGUUCAUGUACACUUCUUGGAUAGCUGGUUUGUGUAAGCAAGGGAAUUUGGUGGAUGCUUUUAAGUUAAAAACCAAAAUGGUUCAAGAGGGUCUCGAGCUUGAUUUGUUAACCUACACAACAUUGAUUUAUGGGUUAGCUAGCAAGGGAUUGAUGGUCGAGGCUAGACAAGUUUUCGAUGAAAUGUUGAGAAUUGGAAUAUGCCCUGAUUUGGCUGUUUUUGAUCUACUGAUUAGAGCUUAUGAAAAGGAGGGAAACAUGACCGCUGUUUCGGAUUUGCUUCUCGAUAUGCAUAAAAGAGGGCUUGCAACAGCAGCAUCAUCAGCAGCUGUUGUGUUCUCAAAUAUGGGCAAAUAUAGUAAAGGGCAUUUGUAA
Camelina sativa (false flax) is the source of this 552-nucleotide messenger RNA. NCBI's taxonomy places the organism in Eukaryota, Viridiplantae, Streptophyta, Magnoliopsida, Brassicales, Brassicaceae. The record is from RefSeq and is a predicted model, not a curated record.